Messenger RNA from Orbilia oligospora ATCC 24927, 948 nucleotides. RefSeq lists its product as uncharacterized. The transcript has a single exon. The coding region runs from base 1 to 948 and encodes 315 amino acids. The record is from RefSeq and is a predicted model, not a curated record. Lineage: Eukaryota; Fungi; Ascomycota; Orbiliomycetes; Orbiliales; Orbiliaceae.
AUGAUGGGCCUACUCAGUCGAAGUUUGUCCGACAUGCUCUUCUCUUCGCCUAUAAAGACCGACCACCCCCCCAACGAUCAACCAGACGAAUAUAGGGACCUCGACUUUGAUAUUUACGAAUACGACGAGAAGCAAGAUACGAAAUACAAUUCGGUUAAGAGGAAACAGUCCACGGCUGCCAGCUUCCUUAACUUUAAUUCAUACGAUUGGGCCUUUUCCUUUCGCGAAUCAGCCAAGUCCGAUCAAAAAGUCGUCCUCCAAGUCUCUGUCGAACGAAGACCCAAAGAACCUAUUGCCCAAUCCUACGAAACUUGCUGCCUCCCCGUAACUCCUCCUAUUUCUCCAAAUCAUACCGGCUCAAUGACUCUCCUUCGUGGCAGCAGCACUGCUAGUGCACAACAUAAGACCCCUACCUUUACCGAAACGCAAGACUUGAUCUCUGAGGAAGAGCAAAACAUGAUCAUGGCGGCUAUCAUUGCUUCGCAAUGCGAUGACUUUGAGCGUCAGAUCCCACGCCACGUUCGCGAGGAGAUGGAACACGCUGCCUAUAUUGCUGCUUUGGAGGAAUCCAAAGAAUUAGCUUCUGCAUCUGAAAAACGUUCGGCAUCUCCCACACCUGCACCCGCAGUCGCUACACCACCCGCAACACCCCUGAGAUCGUCGACCUUCACCGCCACUGCUCCCUCACGUGGGUUCCAAGCUCCAGCUCCACCAACACCUACAUCACCACCACUCAGGCGAACCCUCGUCAGGAGUCAAACUGACAUUCCAUGGACAAGCUCGAAGGGUGAACAGGUCGAGGGAGAGAGCGAGAAGCAAGCUAAAUUCAGGGAACUCCUACAAUUCCACGCCAUCGCUGCCGCAUCUAUCGCGAAUGCUUCAGCCAGGACUGGUAUCUCGAACAUCUCAGGAAACGGAGAUGCAACAGAUUAUGACUGGGUUGGCUAA